Molecule: messenger RNA, 277 nt
Organism: Amoebophrya sp. A25
Lineage: Eukaryota; Dinophyceae; Syndiniales; Amoebophryaceae
Source: the annotation of a GenBank genome assembly
CAUCAACAUCACACGAUCGAGGAAGACACAACAAGCGGUGGUAGAAGUAGGAAACAAGAAAAAGCUUCGGGUCAACAGCAUCCUCCCUCCGCUAAUGGUCCUUCUUGCUAUCAAGAUGGUCCUCCAGACUCUUGUUAUCAUGGCGGAGCGAAUAGUAGCCAAGUGCCGUACUAUCCUUCAUUAGAAACAAGUACUAUAGUCGGAGGGCCCACUACAGUAGUUCCUUGUCGGCGUACAAUAGACCUGGAAGCCUCGGUUGAACCGUUUAAUGUGUCAG